Sycon ciliatum is the source of this 2043-nucleotide messenger RNA. Its product is annotated as phosphatidylinositol phosphatase PTPRQ-like. Gene Ontology annotation, molecular function: protein binding; transmembrane-ephrin receptor activity. The record is from RefSeq and is a predicted model, not a curated record. Gene Ontology annotation, cellular component: dendrite; plasma membrane. NCBI's taxonomy places the organism in Eukaryota, Metazoa, Porifera, Calcarea, Leucosolenida, Sycettidae. The transcript has 10 exons. The coding region runs from base 218 to 2020 and encodes 600 amino acids. Gene Ontology annotation, biological process: ephrin receptor signaling pathway; axon guidance; protein phosphorylation.
AUCCACAUAGUCGUUUCCCUAGGGUAGAGGUGAUUUUAGAAUAAGGCUUAGAUGCCUAGUAAACGUGCCUGUAAGUCCAUCAUAGUCUCAGGAUCUGUCGUUGAUACUCCUCUUCCUGAAAACAGAGCUGCUCAAGGACGCCGGAAUCUUACUGGCUCCUCGACAUCAACCUGGACAGCGGCUAGAGAGAUCAGGUCUGAGUGGACGCCAAGACACAAUGGUGGUGCAUUGUGAGGUGUUGUUCGUGGCUGUCUGCAUUCUCUUGCUGGGUCCCAGAGCGGGCCACUCACAGUUCAGCCAGAGUCCAGAUCUGACUGUUAAAUCUUUCUGGCACUGUCGUUGCACUGAUGUCACCUACGAGCUGGUCGGCUAUCAACUCUCCGAUCCGACGUCGACUUGGGACGAGGAGGUGCGUGACCAUGAAAAUGCGUACGGCGACUGUGCCGACAAUGACUUUGGCCUGCCAGAGGUUGGCCUCUAUGACCAUGAGUGCCUGAGAGACUUCCACACCUUCCUGGUCAACCACUACCAGAUAGCGGCCGACACGAGAAUCUGGAUGCGGGGCGCACACUUUGCCAAAGGUACCGAGUGUAGCGUGUUCGACGGAUCACAGGUAAUCAGCAACUAUAACUGUUCAUGGCCCAAUGCAUACGUAUGCCAGGGCGAGGACCCACAGAAGAUGCCUUUCGAUUCAUUUGAUGAAGCCCCAGCAGCACCUGAUGUAGAGAUCACGCCUGCAGACACAGUGGUGUACGUUGCGUUUGUCAACGACACCGCCUGUCACGAGAAUUGCGUGACAGUUACGACGACGAAUCAGACUGGAACUUUCUCAACGGAGGUAUGCAGCUCACAUAGCAUUGUGCCGGUUCCCCAGUUGAAGAAACAGGCAACGUACACAAUCACUGCUUUCACCAAGGCAAUACGUCAGUCGUCUUUCUUGCUCUCCAACCGCACAUCACCCGUCACUGUCACUACACUAUCUGCUGUCACCUCACCACAACCGAGUCCACCCAGUGGUGUGACGAUCGAUGCUGCGUUCGCCAGAGCUCUUCAAAUCUCCUGGAUUGCACCCAGCAGCCCUGCAAUCGUUGCGUAUGAUGUGACAGCAGAAGGGACUUCCCCACUCUUCUCCCAUACUGAUCACAUUGGCAAGAUAGCACCUGGCAGGAGUGUGACGGGGACGAUUCUGGGUGAUCUAGUCCCAUACACCAACUACACGGUCACUGUCUCUGUCAUCACUACUGCAGGUCAAAGCCAGCUCUCCAGCUCGGUGUCCAUGUUCACAUUGGAGGAUGCACCAUCAGCCGGACCAGACAUCGUUGGAGCCCACGCAAACAGCAGCACAUCCGUGAACAUACGCUGGACUCCUGUUCCUCCUGAACUGCGUAACGGUGUGAUCAUAGGCUACUAUGUGCUGGCCGAAGCUCUCAACGUCGACAGCGAACACCUCUAUGAGAUCCGUGACGGUGAUGCGUUGGAAUUCCACAUACCCAAUCUCAUCACGUACCAGGACUACUUAUUCGCUGUGUCUGCAGUAACGAGUGCAGGAGCAAGCCACUGGGGCCAGCACAUCUUCAUGAAUGUAGAUCCCAAUGAUCCUCCAUAUGUACGUCCGACCACCUCAGCCCCCACAUUGCCCUCACCCACCACACCACCACCAACAACCAAGUCACCUAUGCAAUAUAUGACAAGCAUAGCUGACUCAACAGAUGAAGACCAGAAGACGCGUGAGCCUGACAGCACCACAGGCUCCGAGCCAGGUGAAGAGGAAAGGCCCGAAGAGCAGUCAACCUCACUGUCGACAGGAGCUAGCAUUGGAAUCGGUCUGGGACUGGGCGCGGUGGCUAUUGCCUUGAUUCUGCUUGCCUUUGUGCUCUACAUCCGCAGGAAUCAGCAUGGACCAGCAAGGUCAUCCGGUAACGGCGACGGAGGGAUGGACACCUUCGCAGCUGCCGAUGUACCUUACGAUGGUUUGAACGAUAGUGUGGAGAAUCCCGUAUACGGCGCUGAUGAAGCGUAAGGAUGAUCUUGUUAUGUUGCAAU